UAGUAAAUGAUUUUAAUAGAGUAGAUGUCACUGACGUUGUUAUGUAUUAUGUAAUGCAUUACAAAACACAUGUAUUUUGAUAUUUACUAACAAUUUUGGUGACAAUUAUUGGCCGAAAAAAUGACUAAAAAUACGGGAAAAAUUGCAUUAAACGGUUUGGUAUCUCUGGUCACGGGAAGUGCUUCGGGACUCGGAUAUCAUAUAAGACAACGAUUGGCACUUAAAGGUGCAAAAAUAUUAGCCGUUGAUAUCAACCACAAGACUGAUAUUGAAGAAGAUGUAAAACUGAAGACAAGUGUGUCAUUCAUUACCGGCGAUGUUAGUGACAGGAAAUUUCUGGACAAUAUGUUUGCUAAAUAUCCUAAAGUUGAUGCUGUGGUCAACUGUGCCGCUGCUUAUAGAUCUUAUAAUUACUUCACAUCAUAUUUGGUGUCCAAACAUGCAUUGGAUGUGAUGAAGAAUAACGCCAUCAAUGAGUACGGUAUACGCGGAUGUAUUAUCAAUAUAAUUGGUUUACAACAGAGAUAUAAUGAGAAGUACUUUGAAGAGCAAGACAUAUACUCUAAGAAAAUCGGUGAAACAAUAGACUCGUUGGACGACAAAGUAAUGACUUUAGCCGAACAGUUAACCGCUAAUAGGAUCCGAUCUAAUAGUAUAAUAGUUCCGGCAAACAGUGAUCAACAACUGUUUGCACAAAUCAUUCAAAAUAUCAUUGAAGAUCAAUACAUUGCCGGACAGAUCAUUAAUAUGGAGGACGAGUUUCGACCACAUUUGGGAACUUUUAAAGAACUUAUGGCCGAUUAUCACAUACCACCUGAUCCUAAGACAAUUCCCGAUGACGUCAAAGAAGCCAACAUUCAAUUACCAAAACCGGCGCAUAACAAGAGACCGACACAGACUACCGGCAAUCGUACACCACUUCUUAGAUUAGAUAAUAAGAAAUAAUAAACAAAUUGUAUGUUUAGUAUAAUAUAUAAAAAAUAAUUAUCGGUACCUGUAUUUCAUUUAUAAUUU
Messenger RNA from Oppia nitens, 1014 nucleotides. RefSeq names its product 3-hydroxyacyl-CoA dehydrogenase type-2-like. Lineage: Eukaryota; Metazoa; Arthropoda; Arachnida; Sarcoptiformes; Oppiidae. The record is from RefSeq and is a predicted model, not a curated record. The transcript is spliced from 2 exons. Bases 121 to 945 code for a protein of 274 amino acids. Gene Ontology annotation, molecular function: oxidoreductase activity.